AUGGGUGCUGCCACCGUCGACUGUCCUGUUGGCUUUUUUGGUAGUUUUAAUGAAUCCUUUCGCCCAUCCGGGGGCCACUUCAACCCGGCCGUGUCCCUGGGCGUGUGGCUGGUUGGCGGGCUCAGCAUCACCAUGCUCCUUCCUUACUGGAUCUCCCAGCUCUGCGGAGGGAUGAUCGGAGCCGGCUUGGCAAAGGCCGUGGUGGGGUGAGAAAGGUAUGACCGCACCACAGGAGGAGCUUUCAGCAUCGUCACGGCCGAUGAGCAGAUCCCCUCCGUCCUCGUGGCCGAGAUCGUGAUGACCACCUUCCUGGUCCUCGCCGUCUGCAUGGGCGCCGUCAACGGGAAGACC
This is a messenger RNA of Apaloderma vittatum (bar-tailed trogon), 351 nucleotides long. It is a transcript of the gene AQP8, whose product is annotated as aquaporin 8. The annotation marks the transcript as partial. Gene Ontology annotation, molecular function: water channel activity. The transcript is spliced from 3 exons. Gene Ontology annotation, cellular component: plasma membrane. NCBI's taxonomy places the organism in Eukaryota, Metazoa, Chordata, Aves, Trogoniformes, Trogonidae. The record is from RefSeq and is a predicted model, not a curated record. Gene Ontology annotation, biological process: water transport; transmembrane transport.